AUGUAUGCUCCUCUUACAUUAAAAACGUGCCUGCGCGCCCUCCGCCCCGCCUCGCCCACCCGCGCCGCCGCAGCGGCUCCGCGGGGCGGCGGGGCUUCGGCGCUUAAUGGCGGCCGGCGGAGCGGAGGAGCGGGGCGGUUUGGAGGCUGCCGUGAGGGGUCGGCUCCGCGUCCAUCGCUCCCGGAGGAGGUGAGCGCCCUGCAGGCGCUGCCGAUCGACGUGCAGCUGAACAUCAUGUCCUUCCUCUCGCCCCAAGAUUUGUGCCAUUUGGGGAGCACGAGUUGUUAUUGGAGGGCGGCUGUGCAGGAUCCGUUGUUGUGGAGGUAUUUUCUCCUGAGGGAUCUCCCCUUCUGGACAUCCGUUGACUGGAAAUCACUCCCAGAUGGGGAGAUCUUUAAUAAAGCCUUUUCAGAGGUCAGCGAUAAUGCGCUGUAUGAUUACAUGGCAAUAUAUAAAAAAAGCUGUCCUCAGAGUAGAAGAAGUUUGAAAUCAAGCCGUCCCCGGUAUGGGGCUGUGACUUCCUUUUUGCAAUCACUGGUCACUCAGGCAGAACCUCGCUUUGCUAUGUUUGGGCCAGGUUUGGAAGAGCUGGAUGACUCUUUAGUGCAAAAGAUGAUGACAUGCCCAGAAGUUCUGCUAGUAGCUGGCUUACCUCAAAGACAAAUUCAUGGAAUUGGAUCAGGAGUCAGUUUUCAGUUUAGCAACAAUCAAAAAUUCAAUAUUCUGACAUUGUAUUCAACCACCAGUGUGGAAAGGAGGAGAGCAAGGGCAGAGCAAGCCGUUGCUGUGAAUAAGAUGUUCUACCAAGAGAACAGUGUAGUAGGGAAUCAGCAAGCCGUGCACUACAGUGUAAUAGCUCAAGUGAAAAAGGUGUGCGAAGUAGUUGAUGGAUUCAUUUAUGUUGCUAAUGCAGAAGCUCAUAAAAACCAUGAUCGUCAAGAGGAACUGGCUCGUAUUUUGGCAAUGAUUGAUCCAGCUCUUGGGCCUCCGAACAGACCUCUGCUAGUUUUGUCUUGUGUCUCUGACAUUGGUGUGAAAAGAAUUCCGUGUGUUUACGUGGCACAUCAGUUGCAACUAAAUCUGCUACAUCAGCCCUGGAUGGUGCAGGACACUGUAGCUGCAACUUUAGCUGGAUUGCUAAAUGGAAUUGAGUGGCUCCUGGAAGAAGCAAAUUGUAAAAAUGCACAGUAAUGGAACUGCGCAUUGUUUUACUGUAUGGAGACUUUGGUGUUUUGCAGUUCAGACAAAGUAAGAAUCUUGUCCUGGCAAAGCACUGUCAGAAAGGAGAUUUAAAAGGCAAACCUGCGUAUAUUUCAGUGCAUGUACUUUAAUAAUUAACAUUCUUCCAACUGUAGUCCUGAAUUAGAAGUAGAAGCAGGAUUGCCUGGAUUCCAGCAGCUGAUGAAGAAGUGAUUUGGGGGGGGCAAUCUGGGUGGUUUGGUUUUUUUCUGUCUUUCAAGCAGGGGCCUUAGGGUGCAAUUUUUUCUCAGUAUAUCUGGUAAUCUAAUCUCUUCUGUAAAUGUACGUAACACUAGGUUGGUUUAUC
Molecule: messenger RNA, 1546 nt
Organism: Haliaeetus leucocephalus (bald eagle)
Lineage: Eukaryota; Metazoa; Chordata; Aves; Accipitriformes; Accipitridae
Gene: FBXO4
Product: F-box protein 4
Exons: 8
Coding region: 1-1191 (396 amino acids)
Biological process (GO): protein polyubiquitination; SCF-dependent proteasomal ubiquitin-dependent protein catabolic process
Cellular component (GO): SCF ubiquitin ligase complex
Molecular function (GO): protein binding
Source: RefSeq, a predicted model, not a curated record